ACGUCAACAUUUGUCAAAAGUUAUUGCACUGCCGUCAUUAAUCUGUACUUGAAAGACCAAAGCAAUAAUUUUAAAUCGUAGUGAAAUAAUAAAUACUUAAGUAUACUAUCUAGUAUAAUAUGUAUUCCAGUUUUGUGUAACACUGUCAAAAAAAAUAAAAUGGGUGGAAAAUCUAAACAAAGCCAAAGGACUAAAAACAAUGCUAGACCUUCAAGUAGCAGCCGCAGUGCAGAGCUGUUGAAUAGCAGCACAGGCCUCGACGGGGGGCUUCUUACUCUUGGCAGCGGCAAGCCUUUGCCUCCACUCUUCCCGACUUUAGCUGCUGCCAACCUGGAGCAGGGCCUCAAUCCCGAAUUUCAAAUGUGCAUCAAGAAACUUAAUAAAAAGGAUCCUAUCACAAGAACUAAGGCUCUGCAAGAACUGUGUGAGCUCAUAAACAAUGGAGAUGUUGAAGAUGUGGUGGCUGCCUUGCCCAGCUGGGCACACUUCUACAAGAUACUCACUGCUGACACCGACCGGAAAGUUAGAGAGAUGACACAGGUGUGCCACGGCGCGGCGCUGCGGGCGGCAGGGCGACGCGCGGCGCCGCAGCUCCGCGCGCUGCUGCCCGCCUGGCUCACGGCGCAGUACGACGACCACGCGCCCGCGCAGGCGCAGGCGCAGCUCUCCCUCACGAGAACAUUCCCUGAUAACAAACUGCCUGAAGUGAUCUCAUUCUGCAAAGCGGAAGUGAUCGCACAUCUGUUGGACAACCUCAACGGCAACACUGAAGCACUGCUCAAGAAGAGGAUAGAGAACGCGGAGGAGCGCGAGCUUCAGAUGAACCGCAUCCUGACGAGCAGCCUGCAGGGGCUGCAGUACUUCGUGCAGCACCUGCCGGCCGCGCACGACGCCUGGCUGUGGGGCGAGCUGGCGCCGCUGCUGCAGCACGCCUUCUGGAAGCUGCCGCAGUCCACGCCGCACGUCAGGGCGGCGUGGCUGUGCGCGCUGGGCGCGCUGGCGGCGCGGUGGGGCGGCGCGGUGGGGGCGGGGUACGGCGGCCGCGUGCUGCGCCUGCUGCUCGCCGACACGCGCGACCCCGCGCCGCUGUGGGGCUGUCUGCUGCAGAUCAUGCAGCACGUGCCGGACUGGCACACGUACUUAGACAAGAAAGAAUUACUAGUUAAGCGGAUUAUAGAUCUCUUGGAAAAUGGUGGAUGGGGAGACGCGAAGCAGCUGUCCAACAUGUUGCUGCCGCUGUUGGCGUAUCUGCCUCAAGACAUAUUGACUAAGGACUUCUACGAAGCCUUCUUUCGUGCCAUGUUUAAUGGACUCGAAAAGAAAAAUAUUUUGAGUUCAAAAAGCGAAAGGCAGGCAUGGAUCACGAGCUUAGCGGAAUGUUUGCGCUACGUGUCCAUACAGCCACGCGAGUUCGUGCCCGAGCUCGCUACCAGCACGCACCGCGCCUGGCUCGGCGCCGCGCUGGGCCCGCAUGCUGCCCAGCUCGGCAAGCCCUGCGCCGCCCACAUGGCCUCGCUGCUCAAGUACUGGCUCAAACUAUCCCAGCAGGACAAAACUGAAAAAUACGAUCAUCUAGUGAGAAACUUUUGGCAGAAUGUCACUUCUACCAUUCUGGCACAGAUCGACAAGGCCGGUUCGGAACACGACGAAAUAGCUAAGGUGAUCGACGGGCACAUCGCUUUCUUACAAAUGUUGAAGACGUCGUUCUGUCAAGAGGCGAAGAAGCAGCAGAGCAUCAAGUUCGAGGGCUCGGCGGCGCCGCCGGCGGAGGCUGCGGGCGCCGCCGAGCCGUGCGACGCUGCGCUGGCGGUGCGCUUCCAGCACGCGCUGGCGCAGUGCGUGCAGGGCGCCGCCGCCGCCUGCCUGCGCGCCGGCGCCGCGGCCGCGCUGGCGGCGCUGCUGGCGGCGUUCGGCUCGGCCGCGCUGCUGGCGGCGCUGGCGGCGCAGGUGGGCGGCGGCUCUGCGCACGCGCUGUACGAGCGGGCGCUGCGGCCGCGCCUCGCGAGCGACGCCACGCGCUGCGCCGCGCUCGUCGACGUCGUGUUCCUCGCGCUGCAGUACAUGACCGAACAGGAGCAGGACGCCGUCUUCGACACCUUUCAACACCUGCCUCUGAGCGCGGUGGAGUGGUGCGUCCGCGCGGCCGCGUCGCACCCGCACCUCGCCAGCCCCGGCGCGCGCGCUGGCGUGGCGCCGCUGCCGGGGUGCUGGGAAAGCUGCGCGCGCGCUGCUGCGCCUGCGCGCGCCGGGCGGCUGGCAGCGCUGGAGGCGCGCGAGGCGCUGGCGGGCGCGGCGGCGCUGGGCGCGCGGCUGGCGGUGGCGCUGGCGGGCUCGCGCGCGCCGCACUACGCGCGCCUGCUGCUGCAGCUGCUGCGCCUGGACGUGCUGGUGCCGCGCGGGGACGCGCGGCUGGCGGCGGACGCGUGGUGCGAGGUGCGCUCGUCGUGGGCGGACGGCGCGGGCUCGCUGGCGCCGCACGAGCGCCCCGCCCUGCUGCAGCGCGUCGCCGCCUUCCUGCGGGAACAGCUGCAGCUCACUAUGGACAAAUUGGACAUUGCAAGAAUUGAAAACAUCAUGUCUCCCUGUCCUCACUUAUUCAAAUGCUGCGACGAGACCGGAGCACCGGAGGACGUCACGGAAAUAGCAAACUUCACUAAAUCAAUAUUCGACACGGAGGAUGAAGACUCGCUAGCGGUGGAGUGCGACGCGCUGCGGUACGAGUGCGUGACGUCACGGCUCAACUGCCUGUUCGAGGACGACAACGAGGCCAUCGCGGCCGUCAUCCGCUCGGCGGGCAGCGGGCGCGUGCGCGAGCUGAGCGCGGCGCAGCUGCGGCGCCACGCGACCCGCCUGCUGGCGCGCGCCGCGCUGCUGUGCGGCGUGCUGCAGCGCCGCGCCGGCGCCGCCUGGGGCCGCGCGCUGCUGCACGACGAGUACCUGCGAGAUCAAUUCUGCACACUCUACUACGAUUAUAUCGUAAUCGACUCGUUACACGACGGCUAUGCUUUUAAGCGUCACUGCGACGUAGUGGCAGCCACGCGCGGGCGCCUGCGCGAGCUGCUGGCGCGGGCCGCGGCGCCGGCGGGCGAGCCGCUGCAGGCCGCGCUGCGGGCCCGCGCCGCCGCCCGCGCCUACCUGUGGCCCCGCGCCGCGCUCUGCCACCAGCACAUGCUGCAGCCCGCCGCCGAGCCGCACCACGACCCACUCGACACCACGCCUGCCGGGGAGCCACAGGACACGGUGCCUGCUGACGAGCCACAGGACACGGUGCCUGCUGACGAGCCACAGGUCACAGGGCCCGCCGACUCACCGCAGGACGCGACGCCUGCCGACGAGCCACAGGACACGCUGCCCGCCAACUCGCCACAGGACACGGCGCUUGCCGACUCGCUCGACGGACACAAGCUCGAGGACGUUGUCUCCGGAAAUGGAUACUUCCACACUUUACAGGCGAGCACGACGUGGCGCUCGGAGGAGGCGGAGGCGUCGGAGGCGGCGUACGAGACGGCGCGGCUGGUGAUGCUGCGCAGCUGGCUGGCGGCGCACGGCGACUGCGGCGACGCCGGGCUGGACGGCAUCGUCAACGCCUACUACCGCAGCAACCACACCAUGCUCUACGACAGGGACAUCUCGGAGUGCUCGUGGCGCGAGGUGGUGAGCAACGCGGCCGUCGUGGAGUUCCUGAGCCACACCGUGACGUCACGCGGCUGGCACGCGCCGCCGCACCACUGGGACUUCGUGUCCAUCACGCUGUGCUCGCUGCUCAACUCGCUGCGCAAGUCCAUGGAGCAGUGGGGCAGCCCGCGCGUGGCGCUGCUGGCGCGGGCCGUGCUGCGGCUGUGGGCGCGCGUGCGGCGCUUCGUGCGCGACGUGCCGGCGCGCGCCACGCGCGAGCAGCCCGCCGCGCACGUGGCGGCGCUGCCGCGCGAGUGGGACGACAUGUUCGCGCCCGACACGCACUACAACCUGUUCGCGCUCGCGCUGCACCUGCUCGAAUGUUGUAACGAGAGCGAAAUGACGAGCCCGCGAAUAGAAGUGAUCGGCGCCCUCAUAGAGUGCCUGAAGCUGAGCGACUGGUUCGCGCUGAACGCGGCGCACCGGCGCAGCGAGCUGAGCCUGGCGCGGCUGCUGCCGGCCGCCGCCGCCGCGCUGCAGCGGCCGCCGCACCACGCCGCCGCCUGGCUCGCCUACCACCUGCUGCUGGCGCUGGCGGGGCCGCUCGUGCUGGACGACGCGGAGAAGCUGGCGCAGUGGAGCGACAGCUCGGAGGCGGAGGAGGCGCAGGCGCGGCCGGCGCUGAGCGUGGAGCUGCUGCACGACGCCUUCGAGCGCCUGCACGACAUCGUGGACGCCGCGCUCGCCUCUGUCGUGUUGGGCGAGGGCACGUGCGAGAUGGUGCCGAUGUCGGACAGCUACAACGCGGCGCUGGCGUGGCUGCUGCUGGGCGCGGCGCUGGCGGCGCUGGCGAGCCGGGCGCGCGGCGACCUGGCGCAGCAGUACGGCGCCGUGUGGCGCGACCGUCGAGCCGCCGAGCGCACGCUGGGCGCCGCGCUGCGCCUGCUGCCGCCCGCCGUGUGGGCCGCCUGCUGCGACAACCCGUCGCCCGCGCCGCCGCAGCACCACGACCUCUUCCUCGUCGACCACGACUUCUCCGUGCACGAGGCGGCUAGCAGCCGGGCGGUGUCGGCGCUGGCGUGCCGCGCGCUGUACGGGUGCGUGACGGGCGCGGGCGCGGCGGGCGCGCGCGGCUGGUGGGGCGCGGCGGGGGCGCGGGCGGGGCGGCUGCUGGCGCGGCUGGUGCGCGCGUACGUGGCGCCGCCCGCCGUGCGCGAGCAGCUGCGCGAGCUGCAGCGCCGCGCCGCGGAGAUCGACGACGCCGAGAUCCACAUCGCGUGGUCGUCGAGCGAGGUGACGUGCUGGUACAGCGUGGAGGAGCGGCGCGUGGAGCUGCGCGUGUGGCUGGCGCGGGAGCACCCGCUGGUGGCGCCGCGGCUGGCGGCCGGCGGCGGCGGCGGCGGCGUCGGCGCCAACACGCACUGGCUCGCGCUCUACCUCGCCUACCAGAACGGCACGCUGCUGAACGCCCUGAAGAUGUGGACGGCGGCGGUGAACGCGCGCGUGGAGAGCGCCCCGCAGUGCUACAUCUGCUACUGCCGCCUGCACCCCGCCAGCGGCCGCCUGCCGCGCGUGCCGUGCCACCAGUGCCGCAACAAGUUCCACAACGUCUGCCUCCGCAAAUGGUUCGCUACGAGCAACAAGUCGAGCUGCCCGCUGUGCCGCUCGCCGUUCUGAUCCGCGCGGUCGCUGCGAGUUGCGCCUCGCCACUUCUCGGCUCGAUACUGGAAUGUUUGCAAACAUACUACCGACAAUCGCAUAUCGCCUUCAUGUGAAACUUUAUUCAUCUGAAUCUAAACUUAAUACAGAAACCAGCUGCAUAGGUCUUAUAUUCUCCAUCCAUUCAUGUUCCAUAUUAACCGGCAUUGUGACUCGGAGUAGCCUGCAUCGCACGUGCAUUUGUAACCACGGAACAGAAAAAUAAAGUAGAAAUGGCUUAGAAUGAACUUACUAGGGAAACCAGUGUCGCCAAACUGGCACAAAUAACCCGAUAAUCAUAUUACACAAUACUAAAAUGCUAUGUUUAUAGAUAUUUCUAAAUGGAGCUUUUAAGUUUCCCAGUUUUGCUUUAAAGCAGAAACUGUUUGUACUCGGCUUGUUUAGAUAUUUUUAAACUUUUAGAAUGUGUAGCGAAAUCUAGUGUUUAUGUUGUCAAGUAAAUGGACUAUACGUUGCGCAGCAGUUUUGGAACUUUGGAUGUGUCUUACGAAUUAUGACUGUCACUGUGUGUAUUAUAAAAUAGUUUUGGACCCAAAACCUGAAAAAUAGCACUUCCACAUUAUUUGUCUGUUCAUUGUAUCUAUAUCUAUCACAGAAGGCUAUUACUACAACAUAGGUAGGAAGAGGUCAGGCUUGAAUUGGAUGAAAAAACUACCAAACAGUGAAUAUUGUUUGUUAAAAACUUAAAACAUUUGUCUACAUUUGCUGUCCGCGGUAGAUCUGUCAUGUUGGAAUAGCGCUGGAUUUCAAAACAUGUUAGUAAUAUAUGCAACACUUUGCUAUAAAUAUCAUAAAACAUAUGUAAGAUAUGGAUCGCCUCUCAUGAACUGAAUGAAAUUAUCGAGUCUAAAUUAUGUAAAUAAAUGAAUUUUUAUCAAUUA
Molecule: messenger RNA, 6215 nt
Organism: Helicoverpa armigera (cotton bollworm)
Lineage: Eukaryota; Metazoa; Arthropoda; Insecta; Lepidoptera; Noctuidae
Gene: Ltn1
Product: Listerin E3 ubiquitin protein ligase 1
Exons: 24
Coding region: 160-5292 (1710 amino acids)
Biological process (GO): rescue of stalled cytosolic ribosome; ribosome-associated ubiquitin-dependent protein catabolic process
Cellular component (GO): cytosol; RQC complex
Molecular function (GO): ribosomal large subunit binding; ubiquitin protein ligase activity; zinc ion binding
Source: RefSeq, a predicted model, not a curated record